AUCAACGUGCUUGCCUGUCUGUUCUUGACCUCUCUCAAAAGGCAUCGUUUUUCACUCUGUCCGGGGCGCCAGCAAGGACGCCGAGUCAAGCUUUUGCGGAAGGGGACGCAAGCAAUCGAGGUGCAAGCUGGUGGGCGAGCUAGCUAGCUGGCCAGCUGGCUGGCUUUUCUGCCUUAUUUGCUCUGCCCUUGUGGCCAUUUUCUUUCUCUCUCACGCACACACCCUUCUGAUCCUUUCUGCGUGAGCUCUACCGGGCCACUCGCAAAGCGCACACAAGCUCGCCCAAGAUGAUGUCCGCACCCGCUCCGUAUCCGUCCGUCGCGUCGAACCUGCCGGCGCCGGACGAUGCACAGAUCGAGUCGCGUAUGCCGUCGAUCUGCGUCGACUACCUCUCCCACAAAUGGACCGACGAGGACGUGUGGAGCAGCUGGAAAGUGAUGACCAAACGCAAGAACGAGAUCGCAAACGGCGUCCGCUUGGAGAACGCUAGUUGGAGGACCUGGGCCAAGCAGAGGGGCAACCUUAAGACCAUCAGUCCCGAGACUCUAAACUGGCUCAAAGACUCGGACGUCACGUGGCUCUACGGCCCGCUGCACGAGCACGCCGAGCCGGUGCCGCCACCCAAGGUUGCCUCAGUCAGCGAGCGCUUCGGGCUCGAUGACGGUGGCAGCGCCUGUGCCAGCCUCGCCGCUGGAGGCAAGGACGGCAGCCCGCAGAUCACGUCGCCAACGCUCGAGCGCACAGGGCAUGCGUUUGGCAGCAGCGGACGCUCGACAGUGGUACCAGUAGCAGGGCUCAACGGCCGGUCCGCCGCCAGCAGCGGUGGCACUGCCGACCCGGGCGCCGAGGUAUAUCUCGGCACCAAGGGCAGUGCGAGUGUCAGUGCUGCUCUUGCUGUCGCCGACAGUAGCCAGCAGCAGCAACAGUUAAUCAACGGCGCUCCCAUAGUAUUGUCCCCCGGCACGCUCCCGACGCCGGGCUCGACGACGAUCUUAAGCAGCCUCGGCACGCCGACAGCCGGCUCCGGCGGCAGCGGCAGUACCGCCGCGGGUUAUGCGGCGGGCUACGUAAACAACAGCGGCAAAAAGUCCAUCCUCAAGCACCGCACCAUCUCUGACAUUCUCUCGCACCCCGGCCGCAUGGCCAACCCCGGCAGCGGAGACAUGAUGGCGCUCUACCCGCCGAGCGUCGCGUAUGCGUACCACCAGCCGCAGCAGCAGCAAACACAAGCUCAGCAGCGCGCCGCAGUCGAGGUCGCAGUCAAGGAGCGCCAGGCGUGCGACGACGCGAUGAUCGCGGGCAACCUGAGACAUCCGCACCAGGACCCGCUGUGCGGCGCAGGCAGUAGCGCCAAUGCCGGCAUCCACGAGUCGCGCUCAGACAGCAACCUUGCGCAGAUGGUCGGCACCCAGCGCGGUUCCCCGCCCCCUACGCUCGGCGCCAGCGGCGCAAGCACGCCGUCGUCCGACUCGGGCUCGCCCCCGCUAACUGGCUCGUCAGCAUCAACAGCAGGCCGCGCGUGCAACUCGGCGCUCGCCAACUUCUCCUUGCGCUUCCUGCCUGUGUCCAAUCGGCGCGUCGACGGCACCGACUCGGCCGGCUCGCCGAACGACACUGCAUCCUCGUCAGCCGGCGGCUACGGCGCACGCGAGAAGCGGCACAUCUCGUUUAACCAGCGCGUCGAGCAGUGCAUCGCCAUCGACCACGAGCAGUACGCUGCCGCUGCCGCUGCCGCUGCCGCCGCAGCUGCGGCUGCGGCUGCGGCGGCAGCAGACGCGCAUCGUUAUUCGAGCGGCGCUCAGUUUGAUUACGAUGAUGAUGAUGACGAGGAGGACGGGGAGGAUGAGGAUGAAGAAGGAAAAGAAGAGGAGGAGGGAGAAGAGGAUAACGACGAGGAUCAGCACCGACAUGCCGGACUGGUCAACGACGAUGAGGAUUCGGCACGUCAUGGUGCUGCCUCCGGCGCUACUUCUCGCCCCUCGCGUGGUGGCGGUGGCGGAGACGACAGCAGCGACGAGGAUGAUGAGCUGCUAACGAUGAAGUCGUCCCCGCGCACGUCCGGCUCGGAUUCCGGCUCAGACUCUUCUGCGCCGUCGUUCGGCGCGAUGCGCUCUACUACCAACAGCAGCAACAGCAGCAGGUCAUCAGGCGCGACUACGCAUGACUCGCACAGCGCGCGCUACUCGUCUACCUCGUCGCACAGCGAAGGCGGUACGAGCAACUCGCGCUCCACUUCGCCGGCCUACUCAAUCAUCGCCAAGCUCGCGCCGACGCGCCUCAAGACCAGCGAGGCUUACCCUUCACCCAGCCCCGCCGUCGUCGACCCGACCGGCUUCACCACCGGUGCACACACCGACUGGGUCCAGGGCGGCGGCUUCAGCGCCGGCGUGCAGACGUACCCCGAUCCAGGCACGUACGGGCCUAUCCUACAGCCCGGCGCUGCGGCAGCAGCAGCAGCAGCGGCGGCGGCAGCUGCCAACAGCUCGGGUGGCCAUCGAUUCUCCUCUUCCGUGUCUGCUGUGGCUGUCACGCAGACUUUGCCAACCACGGUCACGGCCAAAGCGUCGUCCGGCGCCGUAGGCAGCAGCCACUGGGGUGAUGCCGACGACGACCUGCAGUCUGCAGGUGACUUUGACUACUUUAGCGGGCCUGACCUCGGAGACGACUACCAGCCUGCACCGGGGCAGAGCAUCAGCUCCCGCACUGUUGCUACUGCCAGAGCUGUUGGUAUAGGUGCACCUGCGCAGCAGCCGAACUCGGCGUUCGGACCAGCCUCCGCAGCAGAGUACGGCGGCAGCCAGCCGGGCUCAUCCUCCUUCUCACCGUCUGGCUCAUCCGCCACGCAGUCCGAUGGCGACGCUGGUAGCAGCGCGAGCGCCGCCUCCACCUCUCCCGAGCACGUGGGCAACGCUGCUAGCGUUUACAAAGGCUUCGCUACGCGCCGACGGCCACCCGUGCCCGCUGGCGCGGGUGCAGACUUUGAUGCGCACCCGGACGAUGCGCCGCCGUACACUUCCAUCGCAUCGGCCAACAUGGGCGGCGAGGACGACGUGUACGCACACGCGCCCGGCGCGAUUCAGAUCAUGCGCAAUGGCAGCAGCACCAGCACUAGCAGCGGCGCCGGUGCAUUCGACGAAAACGCGGUAGAAUCGCGCGGGCGGCCCUCGCAGCGUCUCGGCAGCUCCGCGUCGUACGAGCGCAUUCAGGAUGCCGCGCGGGUGCCGCGCAGCAGGAGUAGCAGCAACAAUGGCAGUGCCGCCGGUGGCAGCGGGAGUGCAUCGCUGUCGCCAGCCGGCAGCUUUGAUGGCUCGCAUGGCGCAGCUUGCCGUGGUGCUGCCGGCAAAGGCGCCGAGCGCUCAGGCGCCCCGUCGCCACAGUCGUAUCGAUCAUCGGCUGCCCCGUCAAAAGGGAACGGCAGGCGGUCAGCAGGCGCUGGCGGCCACGGCCCUCCUCCCUCCUCUUCUGCCUACGCCGCCGCCGCUUCACGCCCGAAUGUCGACUCUGACUCGGACAACCGCGGGUCGUUCGACAUCGCAAGUCCCAACUUCCCCGCCAGCCCCGUUCUCGGUCAGGGCUCUGAUUUCGACGCAGCCCUGUACGGGAACAGUAGCGGCAGCUACUGGUCGGACAACAACUCAUCUGCUUCUGGCGACAAAGGAUUCUCGGCCUCCUCCGCUGCGUCGACAAAGAGCAAGGAGGCUCAAGCGGCCCGACAAAAGUACCAACGCUCCAUUGGGCAAUCUGCCGGAGCGUCCGCCAGCGAGCUGAGCGUCGAUACGGCCAACGUACCCUCGAACAAUCCCGCCAGCCCGCAGGAAGUCGGACCGACGCCGCUCAACACACCGACGUUUGCGCUCGCGCGCUCGCGGAGCAGCAGCGGUAGCGCCGGCACGUCUAUCUCAGGCGGGCCGAACAGCCCCGUCGUCCCGCGGAAGCCAAACUCGACCGGCGCACUUGUCGCGCCGAGGAGAGAGGACGGUGUGCGCGUGCCGCUCGCAGACGACUAUGUGGAUGAGGAUGAAGGCGGUCUGAUUGGACGCGCGGUCGAGAUCGUCAACACCGCGCGCGACCUCAUCGGUGCGUUGCUUGGCACAGGCGGGGAUCGGGCGCGGUCAUGGAGGGAGUAGCCUGGUGUGGCGGGACGAGCAUGACCAUGAACGAGCGUAGAUUCAGAAGAGGAGGGAUUCCCUCCCACCGGGUACACAGGCACCCUGGCUCACAGUGCUAGAGCAACUUUUGACCAGAAAAGAGAAAGCAAGAACACGAUACCGCACCUAUAUCGCAAAAU
Molecule: messenger RNA, 4288 nt
Organism: Tilletiaria anomala UBC 951
Lineage: Eukaryota; Fungi; Basidiomycota; Exobasidiomycetes; Georgefischeriales; Tilletiariaceae
Exons: 2
Coding region: 288-4127 (1279 amino acids)
Biological process (GO): protein catabolic process in the vacuole; cellular response to glucose starvation
Source: RefSeq, a predicted model, not a curated record